Chaetomium fimeti is the source of this 2478-nucleotide messenger RNA. RefSeq lists its product as uncharacterized. Lineage: Eukaryota; Fungi; Ascomycota; Sordariomycetes; Sordariales; Chaetomiaceae. The record is from RefSeq and is a predicted model, not a curated record. Bases 201 to 2024 code for a protein of 607 amino acids. The transcript is spliced from 2 exons. Gene Ontology annotation, cellular component: precatalytic spliceosome; U4/U6 x U5 tri-snRNP complex; U4 snRNP. Gene Ontology annotation, biological process: mRNA splicing, via spliceosome; spliceosomal tri-snRNP complex assembly.
AAGCAAGCCAAGGCGCUAUAAUUUAGGAAUCCAUCCCGCCUGCCAGCUUCAAAGCCUCUUUCUUUCAAAGAUCCAUCGCGGUCGUCACGUCGCAUGCUUGACUCGCCUCUCAUCUCGCGACUUCCCAACUGCGCGUCAGCACCGAACAUUCGAUAACAUCGAUAUCCGUUAGGUGCAGAGCCCUAGGAAAACUACCGACAAUGUCGACGCUCGCAGACGAACUCCUUCAGGACUUUGAGGAUUCUGGGUCAGAAGCUGGAGGCGACGAGCACGAUGAUGGCCUCUUUAAUGAGGCUGGCUUCUCAGGCGGCGCGCCGGCGAAUGGGGGAGAUACCGCCAUGGAGGAAGUGCGCGACGAGGACGCAGACGAAGACCAGGAUGCCGACAUGAUGGACGAGGCCGACGGCACCGCUACGCCGGCAGCUGACGGCGAUGACGAGAAGGCAAACAUAGAGAAGAUGCAACUGGGGGCCGUACGCGAUGUGCGCGCCGUGGCAGGCCUUAUGAAGACCCUGACGCCCGUUCUCGAGAAAAUCGCACACUACCAGUCACAACCCGCCGAGGCGAUCGAUAACGUGGGCAGUGUGGAGGACCAUCCCGAGUACCACCUCCUAACCCAGUCAAACAGUCUCUCGACCCAAAUCGACAACGAGAUUGUCCUCGUACACAAGUUCAUCAGAGACCACUACUCGGUGCGGUUCCCGGAGCUCGAGACUUUGAUCACCAAUCCUCUCGAAUAUGCAAAGGCCGUGGCGAUUCUAGGAAACGGACCGAUGGAUUCAGAGAGCAUCAAGUCUCUCCAAACAUCAACAAAUAACCCCCUGGGCCUAACGCUCAAGUCAGUGCUCGAUGGGCCGUCCUUGAUGAUUGUCACGGUUGAGGCUACCACGUCCAAGGGUCAGGCUAUGUCAGCAGAACAGCUCCAGCGGGUGGUGCAGGCAUGCGAGAUGGUCAUCGCGCUCGACAGGGCCAAGAAGACCCUGACCGAAUACGUGCAGUCGCGCAUGAACAUCUUUGCGCCAAACCUGACGGCGCUUAUCGGGUCCCUGACGGCAGCACAGCUGCUCAACCAAGCCGGCGGCCUAACGGGCCUCUCUAAGGCGCCGGCAUGCAACCUACCUGCAUGGGGCUCCAAGAAGCAGGCCAGCGCGGCGCUGGCCACCAACGUCGGCAUCCGGCAUCAGGGAUUCAUCUUCCAAUCGCCCGUGAUCCGGACGAUCCCGAGCGACAUCAAGAAGCAAGCCAUCAAGAUGUUCGCCAACAAGAUCGUCAUGUGCGCCCGUACCGACUGCUUCCACCAAUUCCGCGACGGUUCCGAAGGUGAACGCCUCAAGGACGAAUGUCUCGACCGUUUAGAUAAGCUCCAACAAAAACCCCUGAGCAAGGGUGCCCGCGCCCUGCCCGCUCCCGACGACAAGCCCAGCCGAAAGCGUGGUGGUCGCCGGGCACGCAAGGCCAAGGAGGCCACGGCCGUGACGGAGCUGGCCAAGGCCCAGAACCGGGUAGCGUUCAACAAGGAGGAGCAGGAGGUCGGCUACGGUGCGGGAGACAGCACUAGGGGGAUGGGAAUGAUCGGGCAGCGCGACGACGGGCGGCUGCGCGUGACACAGAUCGACAACCGCACUCGAGCGAAGCUCAGCGCCAAGAGCAAGGGCUGGGGCGGCGCGAGCUCGCUCACCAGCGGCAGCGCCUCGUCACUGAGGGGCCUCGCCGGGGGGAGCGGCGGCGUGAGCAACCUGAGUCUGGCCAGCAGCAAGGGCCUGCGCACGUCCGGGGUGGGGACGACGCUGGGCUCCGGCUCGGCCACGGCGGGCACCGUGUCAUCACUCGCGUUCACGGCGACUCAGGGCCUGGAGCUGGUCGACCCCAAGGUGCAGGCCGAGCUGAGCAGGAAGCGCAAGGCGGACGAGGAUCGCUGGUUCAAGAGCGGCGCGUUUACACAGGUGGGCGGCAAUAACGAUGGCUUCAAGAAACCGGAGCUGCCGCCGAGCAAGAGACUCAACACGGGCUCGACAAAGCCAUGAUUGGGCUGGUGCAGAGCUUGCGGGGGUUGCUCCGAGUCGGCAAGACAACGAUUCUCGAUCGAUGUGUAGUAUAGACGAUGGCGGGGCGUUGAUUGCGCGGCCAUGAUUAUGCGGCGUCUGGAAUGGCCACCCCAGGGGGUUUUGGUGUUGGAGGUUUGAUAUUUGCAUCGAUGGUCGAUCAGCUAGCGGAAUCAAAGACUGGACUUCGACUUCAGCUUCACGGCUUCUACUUUGUGAUGAAUCAUCGCUCUUGAGCACUCGGGUGGGAAACAACUGCCGUGGCUGACCUGUACUACAUCGCGCGACUCAUACCUUCGUGAUAUGGCAGUCGGUGGGAGAAAGAGGAGAAAGACUUGACAUCUACACAUUCUCUAAUGACGAGUAAUAUGCUCACUCUUAUGGGCGUGGAAAAUGGUGAUGAUGCCGGCACGACAUCAACAUCGACAGCUUCCUG